Messenger RNA from Vitis vinifera (wine grape), 2095 nucleotides. RefSeq names its product putative disease resistance RPP13-like protein 1. Gene Ontology annotation, molecular function: ADP binding. The record is from RefSeq and is a predicted model, not a curated record. The coding region runs from base 143 to 2095 and encodes 650 amino acids. NCBI's taxonomy places the organism in Eukaryota, Viridiplantae, Streptophyta, Magnoliopsida, Vitales, Vitaceae. Gene Ontology annotation, biological process: defense response to other organism. The transcript is spliced from 2 exons.
CCGCCUCUUUAUUGUAUCUAGGGGCCGCCCUAUUUGGUGACAAGGUUCUUCGUUGUUGACCAAAACUAGUCUGCUUGAUUUGCAUCUGCUUUCAUUCAUUUUUCUUUGAUCCAGUAUUCACUUCCCUUGCAAACCAACAGACAUGGCCGGGGCUAUAGUAGGAGGAGCAUUUCUCUCCGCUUCUAUCCAAGUUCUACUUGACCGAAUGGCUUCUCGCGAGGUCCUCACCUUCCUCCGGGGACAGAAACUCAGUGCUACGCUCCUAAGGAAGUUGAAGAUAAAAUUGCUGGCAGUUCAGGCAGUGCUCGAUGACGCUGAGGCCAAGCAAUUCACAAAAUCAGCUGUAAAAGAUUGGCUGGAUGACCUGAAAGAUGCUGUGUAUGAUGCAGAGGACCUGUUGGAUGAGAUAACCACCGAAGCUCUUCGCUGCAAAAUGGAGUCUGAUGCUCAAACCAGCGCAACUCAGGUAAGUGACAUCACCUCUGCCUCGCUUAAUCCGUUUGGUGAGGGGAUCGAGUCCAGGGUAGAGGAGAUCACUGACAAACUAGAGUAUCUUGCACAAGAAAAAGAUGUUCUGGGAUUGAAAGAAGGCGUUGGAGAAAAAUUGUCACAAAGAUGGCCCACGACUUCCUUGGUAGAUGAGUCUGGGGAGGUGUACGGAAGGGAAGGUAAUAUACAGGAGAUAGUUGAAUAUUUAUUGUCCCAUAAUGCAAGUGGGAAUAAGAUAAGUGUGAUCGCCCUGGUGGGUAUGGGCGGUAUUGGAAAGACCAUACUUACUCAACUGGUGUAUAAUGAUAGGAGGGUGGUGGAAUGUUUUGAUCUUAAAGCUUGGGUUUGUGUUUCCGAUGAAUUUGAUCUUGUCCGGAUAACGAAAACCAUUCUUAAGGCAAUCGAUUCUGGGGCUUCUGAAAAAUAUUCUGAUGAUAGUGAUUUGAAUCUGCUUCAACUUAAAGUGAAGGAGAGACUUAGUAAGAAGAAAUUCUUUCUUGUCCUUGAUGAUGUUUGGAAUGAAAACUAUACUAAUUGGCAUAUGCUACAAACUCCAUUCACCGUUGGUCUAAAUGGAAGUAAGAUUAUUGUAACUACACGUAGUGAUAAGGUUGCAUUGAUCAUGCGUUCAGUUCGUAUUCAUCAUUUGGGACAGUUAUCCUUUGAGGAUUGCUGGUCGCUAUUUGCAAAACAUGCAUUUGCAAAUGGAGAUUCUAGUCUACAUCCAGAACUAGAAGAAAUUGGCAAAGGGAUUGUAAAGAAGUGUAAAGGAUUGCCUUUGGCUGCAAAGACCCUAGGGGGUGCCUUAUACUCAGAGUUACGAGUAAAAGAAUGGGAAUUUGUAUUGAACAGCGAAACGUGGGAUUUACCGAAUGAUGAAAUUCUCCCCGCCUUAAGGUUAAGCUAUUCUUUUCUUCCUUCACAUUUAAAGCGGUGUUUUGCAUAUUGCUCAAUUUUUCCUAAGGACUAUGAAUUUGAAAAGGAAAAUUUGAUUCUAUUGUGGAUGGCAGAAGGCUUUUUGCAACAAUUUGAAAGCAAGAAAACAAUGGAAGAAGUAGGUGAUGGGUACUUUUGUGACCUAUUAUCAAGGUCAUUUUUUCAGAAGUCCAAUAGUCGGAAAUCAUAUUUUGUAAUGCAUGAUCUCAUUAACGACUUGGCUCAACUUGUUUCUGGAAAAUUUUGUGUUCAAUUGAAGGAUGGUAAUAUGAAUGGAAGUCUUGACAAGCUCCGCCAUUUAUCAUAUUUUAGAAGUGAAUAUGACCGGUUUGAGAGAUUUGAGACCCUGAAUGAAGUUAAUGGUCUUCGUACCUUCUUUCCUUUGAAUUUGAGAACUUGGCCUCGAUCGGACAAGGCUUCAAAAAAGAGAAAUCUAAAUGCUGCUAAGCAUAGCAAAGUGAAAGAGAUGCCAAGUCACAUGGGUCAAUUAAAAAGUUUACAAAAAUUGAGUAACUACAUAGUGGGCAAGCAAAGUGGGACAAGGGUUGGAGAGUUGAAGGAGCUUUCGCACAUUGGUGGCAGUCUUGUCAUUCAAGAGCUGCAGAAUGUGGUUCAUGCUAAGGAUGCCUCAGAGGCCAAUUUCGUAGCUAGGCAAGCAAUAUCUGGAUGA